Molecule: messenger RNA, 1655 nt
Organism: Tetranychus urticae (two-spotted spider mite)
Lineage: Eukaryota; Metazoa; Arthropoda; Arachnida; Trombidiformes; Tetranychidae
Product: luc7-like protein 3
Biological process (GO): mRNA splice site recognition
Cellular component (GO): U1 snRNP
Molecular function (GO): mRNA binding
Source: RefSeq, a predicted model, not a curated record
GAGCAUAAAAGCACAAUAAUCAACAAUCGUUUUGUGUUUGACUAACCGCAUAAUAUUGAUUGUUGUUUUUCGCUUUUCCUGUUUAUCGUACAGGAAGACUUAACAACAAUCUAAAUCAUGGCUUUGCAAUCAGCUCGACAACUCCUAGACGAGCUUAUGGGUCGUGAAAGAAAUUUAAGGCCAACUGAAAAGACAAGUGAUGCCAAAGAAGAUUGGACUCAUCCAAGGAUCUGUAAAUUUUUCCUUGUCUACUUUUGUCCGAAUCAAUUAUUCACUAAUACUAAAGCUGAUAUGGGUCCCUGCCAUAAAAUUCACGAUGAUUAUAUUAAACAAUGUUACGAGGAACAUGCCACUAGGAAGCAAAAAGCAGUCUACGAAGAUGAAUUUAUUAGAUUUUGCCAACAAACCUUAGGCGAUGUUGAAAGACGAAUCAAAAGAGCUCGACAGCGUUUAGCGGCCAGUCAAACAGAAAAGGCCGAAAAUUUGACGAUAGGAGGAAAUUCAACUUGUCUUAGUGAUGAAAUUCAAGAAAAAAUGCAAGCAAUUAGUGAUAAAAUAGAGAAAUUGCUUACAGAGAUCGAAGAAUUAGGGUGUGAGGGUAAAGUUGAGGAGGCCCAAACACUAAUGACUCAAGUUGAACUUUUAAAAGAAGAAAGGACGGCAUUGAAAAGAGGUAACUUGUCGAUGCAUUGGAUUCAAGCAAGAGCAGAAAUGGGCGCCGCACAGGAAAAGCAAAUGGAAGUAUGUGAUGUUUGUGGUGCUUUUCUAAUUGUUAAUGAUGUUCAACAGCGGGUAGAGGACCAUUUAAUGGGAAAACAGCAUGUCGGUUAUGGUAAACUUAAGGCUGCCUUAGACGAUCUACUCCAAAGGCGUAGAGCAGAUAGAGAUGUUGACCGUAAAGAUUCAAGAAAAAAUGAUUUAAAAGAGGAAAGCUCUAAUGUCGAGACUGAUUCACCAAUUGACUCUCGAUCUCCAUCUAGAUCUCGGCCUUCUGACUCUUCUACUCGUAAUGGUUCUCGCGAUAGAGUUAAAUCUCGUGAAAGAUCUCGAUCAAGAGACAGAGGAGAUCGUAAUGGGUAUCAUCGAGGUAAAGAUCAUGAUUCAAGACACCGAGAUGAUCGACAUGACAGAGGACACUCAAAAGAUAGUCACAGACGACACCAUGAUAGACAUUCAAAUAGAGACGACAGAAGAUCAACUUCUUCUAGACACAAUGAAAGGCGAAGAAGUCGAAGUCCCAAUCAUGUUAAAAGAAGUGAUUCUGCCAAAGAUCAAUGACUUUUGAUAAAUUUGAGAGAUAACUCGUUAACACACUGGGAGACGAAACAUUGUUAUCAAGCUAAAAUAAAAAAAAAGACAAACUCAUUACCUUAUUAUGAGAAAUCACUUUCAUAAUUUACAGACAUAUUCAGUUAGAAAAGUACAUUGUUUCAUAACUUUAAAUCAUCUUCAUUUUCCAUUGUUUAUUUCGUCUCUAAAACCUUUCUCUUCUCUGUCUCUCUUAUUUGUCUUUAUUUUGUAAAAUAUGUAUUUUCAAUUGUCUGCGAAAGGGUUAUCCUUUCAUAUUAUCAGUCUGUAACUUACUCUGUUAAUUAUGUUUACAAGAAAAGCCUGAUGGUCUUUCUCGUUCAAUUAAAAAGCUUCCUUUUUAAAUA